Ilyonectria robusta is the source of this 2168-nucleotide messenger RNA. RefSeq lists its product as uncharacterized. Gene Ontology annotation, molecular function: flavin adenine dinucleotide binding; oxidoreductase activity, acting on CH-OH group of donors. Bases 93 to 1895 code for a protein of 600 amino acids. Gene Ontology annotation, biological process: secondary metabolite biosynthetic process. NCBI's taxonomy places the organism in Eukaryota, Fungi, Ascomycota, Sordariomycetes, Hypocreales, Nectriaceae. The record is from RefSeq and is a predicted model, not a curated record. The transcript is spliced from 2 exons.
GUGUGCAAGUGCGACGCCCACCUCACAAGUACUAACCCGGAGUGGGCUUUAAGUUUUCGUAUCACGCUCGGUAAUCCUCUGUCGCAGUGGAAAUGAUGCUUGCAAGGUUGUAUUCGGGGCUUGCUUGUGCCGCAGUUGCACUUGCAGCCCCAUCGUAUACCCCGUCCUACGAUUUUAUUGUCGUCGGCGGUGGCACAGCAGGCGUCGCCGUUGCUGCUCGUCUCAGCGAGGGCCUCCCCUACGCCUCGAUUCUCCUCAUCGAGGCUGGGCCUGCCGCCUGGGAUGAGAACAAGAUCAACGUCCCGGGCAUGAAGGGGUCAACCCUCGGAACCACGUACGACUGGAACUUCACCACUGUCCCGCAAGCUGGCGCCAAUGACCGAUCCUUCCCCGUCAACCGCGGCAAGGUCUUGGGGGGAAGCUCCGCCAUGAACCUCAUGACCUACGAUCGUGCUGCCGCCGCCGAGUAUGAUAGCUGGGAGGAGCUGGGCAACCCGGGUUGGAACUGGAAGACCAUGAUCAAGGCCAUGAAGAAGUCCGAGACCUUUACCGGCAAGAACACUGCUACAUACGGUUCCGCGGGCGUGGGUGACAAGGGUCCCGUCCAGGCAGUCAUCAACCGUGUCAUUCCAGACCAGCAGAAGACUUGGAUUCCUACCAUGAACAAGCUUGGUAUCAAGACCAACCUCGAGUCUCUGGGUGGCAAUCCUCUCGGUGUCAUGUACCAGCCAAGCAGCAUUGAUCCCGAGACUUACACCCGCUCCUACAGUGCCAACGCCUACUCAACCAUUUACGGCCACAACUUGCAGAUCCUCACCGAUACCAUCGUGGACAAGGUCACCUUGGUCAAGAAGGGCAAGCAGCAAGUUGCCACUGGAGUUGUCCUCCAAGAUGGGACGCAAAUCAAUGCACGCCGCGAGGUCAUUAUUUCGGCCGGCUCGGUCCAGAGCCCUGGCCUACUCGAGAGGUCAGGCGUUGGCAAGAAAUCCGUCCUCUCCGCUGUCGGUGUCAAGCAGAUAAUCGACCUCCCUGGUGUCGGCGAGAAUCUCCAAGAUCACCUCCGCAUCAUGAGCUCCUACCAGCUCAAGCCAGAAUUCACCUCGUUCGAUAUCCUCCGCAGCAACCCUCUCGUCGCUGCCCAGCAACUUGCGCUCUGGGUCCUCGGCAAACUCUCCCUGUACGACUACACGGGCAGUGCGUACACCUUUACCACUUGGAAGCAGGCCAUUGGCAGCGACAAGAAUCUUCUGGCUCUGGCCAAGAAGGCAGUCGGUAAGGAUGCCAGCAAGGUGGAUAAGAAGAAGCUAGAGUUCAUGAAAGACUCAUCGAUUCCCCAGUUGGAAGUCAUCUUUUCAGAUGGGUACACUGGAGUCAAGGGUUAUCCGGCAAGCACAUCAACACUCUUUGGCAAGGGCUUUUUCACUCUCAUUGCCGUCGUCAUGCACCCUUUGAGCCGAGGAAGCAUCCACAUCAACUCAGUCGAUCCCGCAGCAAAGCCCGUCAUCGAUCCCAACUACUUCGGCAAUGAACACGACCUGGAGGCUGUUGUCCAGGCCGUCAAGUACUCCCGAAAGAUUGCCACGACCGAGCCGAUGCGGUCAGUAUGGGAAAACGAAUACGAGCCUGGCAUGGACGAGGUCCAAACCGAUGACCAGCGAAGGGAGUACGCCAAGAAGACCGCUCUCAGCAUCUUCCAUCCCAGUGGCACCUGCUCUAUGCUUCCCAAGGCUGACGGAGGUGUUGUCGAUCCCAAGCUGAAGGUCUAUGGUACCAGCAACCUCCGAGUUGUAGAUGCCAGUAUUAUGCCUCUCCUUAUUUCCGCGCAUAUCCAGACAGCUGUCUAUGGCAUUGCCGAGAUUGCCGCUGAAUUGAUCAUUCGCGAUCUCAAGUACUAGGAUUCAACCAUUGCGUUUCUCUUCCAGGGGCUGGUAUAGGGUAAUCGGGGUGACCCGAGGUUGUAAUCUGGUAAUAAACUUCAAGAUAGACAUUCAAUUCUGAAUUUGAGACGCUGUGGUAUCAGCAGAUGCCCGUCAUUCUGGAACCCAAAUAUAACAAAACGUUUGGCAAGAAACCUCAAGCUAAUGUAAUUCCUGCGCACUUCGGUGAAGAUCAUAAACAGACGAUUUACUACCGGAGAACACUCCCCGGAUGCAUGAUCUGAUUUUGAU